Diutina rugosa is the source of this 4107-nucleotide messenger RNA. RefSeq names its product GTP-Rho binding exocyst subunit (gene SEC3). Gene Ontology annotation, molecular function: phosphatidylinositol-4,5-bisphosphate binding. The transcript has a single exon. NCBI's taxonomy places the organism in Eukaryota, Fungi, Ascomycota, Pichiomycetes, Serinales, Debaryomycetaceae. Gene Ontology annotation, cellular component: plasma membrane; exocyst. Bases 1 to 4107 code for a protein of 1368 amino acids. The record is from RefSeq and is a predicted model, not a curated record. Gene Ontology annotation, biological process: exocytosis; Golgi to plasma membrane transport.
AUGAGCGGCGGCGGCAAUACUGCCGCCUCCUCGACUGCUUCCUUCGCUACUCCCACCGCGCCACUGCCGGCACCGCAAGCGCCGCUUGACCCUCAACAAUUGAUGGCGCUGGACCCCGUCCACGGGCGGAAAUAUAUUGCCGACAAGUUGGUCCACGACGUUUACUCAAAAUUGACGAUGGUGGCCGGCAAACGGGUAGUGGAGACUUACUACUUGACGCAUACCCUCAUUAAAGAGUAUAGCCACUACCCGCUGACGCCGCCGCCUCCGGGAACGGCGGCUGGUUCCGUUAAGAGCCGUGUGCUUGUCAUUUGCGCCCGCCACGCUCUGGGGCGGAUUAUGAUCCAAAAAGGGAAGUUUAACGAGCAAAAGAACUUGUACCAGAUUGGCAGAACGUGGGAUAUGGAGGAAUUAAGGGGGAUUAAACGGAUCGCUCCCGACGAAGUGAUUUUGACGCUUAAUAAGGACUACUACUGGAAAGUGGCUGAGGGACCGGACCGCACGACGCGAUUUAUCAAAGCCCUUGCUCUGUAUUACGGUUCCUAUACCGGUAAAUACCCGAUAUUGGGCGGUAUCACUGAAGCAGAAUUGCGCCUUCCCCGGACUCCAGUGACCAUCCCUAUCGGUAAUGACAUCAACAACGACUCGAGAAAACCGUCAGUGGCGUCGUCUAUUGCUCCUAACCCCGCGGUAAUGACUGGCCAAGCUCACCAGCAGGCGCCUCCGCCUCGGUCGCAAGUGGCGUUCGCUUCCCAACCCUCUGGUAGCGGUGCUCCUGAUCUUAACGAUAUUCCGGACGAUGACGAUGAAUUUGCUCCUCCCGGUGGUUCUAAACAUAUUAACGCUACUCUGAUGGGGUCACCGCGACAACCGCCUACAAAUCGAAGCCACCCGUAUGGACAAACAUCCGUGCAUCAAACAUCAGUGCUGCAACAACCGAUACCAGCGUCACCCCCCUCCCAGGAUACGACUGCUGCCGACGACGAGUCCAUGUUUAAUUUCACUCCCACCGUACCUAAGGAGUCGCUGAUGCAUCUGAUUCACGACUAUAUCCGCGACGACCACCCGCAAAACCGUCCCGGCAACCGCAGUCUGUAUUUCUCUCAGCGUCUGGCCCGGCUGACCGCGUCGUCCGAGGGGGCGUCCGCCCACCCGAGACUGCCCAUUAAGACUAGAUUUGAUGAGCUUCGCAACAGCCAUCGUCUGAUGGAAGCGGUGGAAGCGUUUGGGGCCCAGUUACCUCCCAGAUCACCCUUGCAACAACAAGACGGUAAUAUCACCGAUGAUGAAGAGGAGGACGACACUGAAGGGUCAGUGAGACGCCGGACUAGCCGUCACAGCGAUAGGGGACAUCGUCGUCAGCAGAGCGACCAGAGAGUGAGGGCAUUGGACCAGUUGGAAGGACAGGCUCAGCCCCCCGCCCCUACGCUGCCGUUUGUACCGCCACCUCACGUACGCCCGGGUCCAGUGAACACUGAUGCUUUGGAUACAUCGAUUCAGGAGAUUGAGAAUCUCUUGGGACUGCAGUUUGCCUUUGACGGUGCUGAAAGUGGUCUUUCUCCAACUGACGAUAAGGGGUCAAUGACCACUCCUAAGCUCAGACAGCUUGAAGAGGAGGACGGGGCAGCAGGACACAGCACGGCUAAUACUACCCCCGGUCCGGUGACUCCACGCACUCACCCUGCGGAUAUCUUUGACGCGGGUACCCCGUCACUACAAGUGAAGAAGGGGCCCCGUGACCCUGAAAUCGACGAGUUGUUUGACGAAAUCAAGUGGGGGAUCACCGAUACUUCUGAGGACCUUUUACGUAAACUUCAAGGGGAACUCCACGACGUCAAACUGAAAAACGUACGCGAAUUAUUGAAUUUUGAUGCCUUUUCCGAUCUGCUGGUGGCCAAGGAAGUCACUACUGCCACCGAGGAGGUGGACCAUUUGCUGACCAUCUUUAAACGCAUGGAACUCGACUUCAAACUUCUCUUGCCGCAAAUCAACGACGUCGACCACCAACUGAAAGGGUUACAACUUAAGUUUGCCAACCAGCAAACGCUUUACACCACGUUGAAAGAUAUCCUUGAGAAGGUCAAUGUCAACCAACAAGACCUUGCCGAGAUCGCUAACUUCACUCACUUUGACCAGUGGAAACAAACUUUGCCAAACUUGGAGCGGAAGUUGGAGAACUUGUACCUAGCCGUGCAAACGGUGAAACAGGAUAACAAUCCUGAAGCUCAGGGUGAGGGGACGAUGUUGGCGCUCAAGGAGUACGAGCUGCAGUACGACGAAGUGAUUGAACGGUUUGCCACUAACUUCGCCCGGUUUGUCCAGCACAAGAUGGAGCUGCUUUUCAGGGCGAGUGCCCCGUCGUCAAUGGCUGGUUUAAUGGGCCAUAAUGUCGCUCAGCCAGGAAUGCUGGGGGUGAUUGAAGUGGCGAUGGUGAACCAGUUGGCUGUGGACUUAUUGGUAUACUCGGCGUUGACUUACUUCUGUAAGCAGUUGCUGCCCAGUACUGUCUACGCGUUGAACCAGUACUUCAACGAACACAUGGGCCGGUCGUUGGAGCGCAACUUCAUCCGCAAAUUGACCCAGGUGGAGGCAAAACAGGCUCAAGCCGGGACCGGUGGCGUUGGUCUGCAAACGCAGGACCUGCCGAUCUCGCUGCCGACGCUGCUGGUGGUGGCUGACAACAACCCCUUAAAGAAGGGGCGUACGUUGCGGAUGCUGAGAAAGGAGAAGCUCAGACUGAAGUUCAGAGACCGUGAGCGGUUGCUGGGGAUGCUGAGACUGCCGACGAUGGAGACGAUUGCCGAUACGGCCCCGCUCCAGCCCGCAGCACUGAUCCCUCUGUCUCCCAACAUCCCGCCACCGCCACAGGCUGAUUUCUUAAAGGCAAAGCCAGGCCAGCUCGACGACCCGAUGGUGGUGACCCAGUUGAUAGACGAAGCUAGAGAUGUUAUCGGCAUCACCCAGUUCUUUGUGGGGACAUUCUUCCACUACACGUCGCAGGUGGACGCUCUUGACUUUAAGGAGUAUUUGGGCACCCACCCGUUGGAAGAGCGGCGCAAGUUUGCCGAUAAGUACCUGGGGACCAACAUCGACUUGGAUACGGUGAUGCUGUUGGAUACCGCUGCCUACGACACUCGUGACGUCAUCGCCAACAUGACGGCUAUCUUCGGCAAUUAUAUCAACACGUUUAUCAAACUGGUGAACCCGAUUGACUACCGCAUUCCUCAGAUCUUGGUGCACUUGGAGCACUGGCAAUCAGUCGUCGCUUCCAAGCCCAAUCAGGAGUAUGUGGUCUACAACUUCUACAAGCGGGUGAUUGACAAAUUGACGUCGCAGUGGCGUAAGUUUUUCAGUAGCCACUUUGAGUUUGCUGCCGUCACUGCCGCCGUGGUCAACCCUGAAGUUUUACCUGGGGUGAGAGCUGCUAACGACUUGAUUAUGGCCACCGAGCGGUCGGUAGCCAACGCUAAACAUUUAGCAGACACGUCGGUGAGACAGUUGAUCGACUCCACCUAUAACGAAGCCACCGAACUGCUUGUCCACAUGUUUCUUCGCGAGGACCCGUUGUUGAAGCUGCUGGAGUUUGACGACCACCAACGCCACCAGCGACUUGUGCCGAUUUUGCGUAAUGUGUUCUUCCUCAUUGACUCCUUACGCCAGGUACAAGGUCAACUGAUUAACCGGAUGGUGGCCCGCUUUGAUCUGGUAUUCAACCAGAUUAAAUCAAAGUACUUUGCCAUGUUCCUCCACCAGCUGAUCGGCAAGCUUAUUGAGUUUAUCGUUGCCCACGAAAAGCACGGUAAGCCGUCUAAGUACAAUAAGAAGAGUGUCCAGGCGUUGGUACAUUUCUACAACCAUCGCCAGUUGCUGGAACGGGCGCAAGUGACGUUCCAGCUGUUCGACGCCAGCUUCAAUUUGGGCAUCGACUACUUCGAAAGAGAUCUCGUCGCCCGUUUGUGGCUGGACUUGGAAAACGAGUACGUCAAUAUCUUCACGAGAUUGGCGCUGGUGAUGCGGCAAAACUAUCCCGACAUUGACUACACAGCGAUGCUGAAGCACGAGAUCCACCAGGUGUUUAGAGAAGCGCAAGCCAGACGCCCCCAUUAA